Molecule: messenger RNA, 1035 nt
Organism: Blepharisma stoltei
Lineage: Eukaryota; Ciliophora; Heterotrichea; Heterotrichida; Blepharismidae
Source: the annotation of a GenBank genome assembly
AUGGUAGAACCCAUCAACUGAAGCAGCAUUUUAGCUUUAUUUUCUUUCCUUUCUACCUUAAGCUGUAUCAGUUUUAUUUAUCUUUACCUCAAACUAAAAUCUUUCAACGCAAACAUCAUCCCCCAAGAUGAAUAUCCAAAAGAAAUCUCCCCAUCCUUACCACUUCCUAAAUUUCCUAACUAUUUCAUCUCUCUUAUAGGAUCAGGCUCUCAAUUUUUACUAUUAACCUAUUUUUUAUCAAUUCUCCUUGCAACUAUCUCAGUUUCAUCAAAAUUUUUAAUCGUAGCAGGGCUUUUAUUUUUUAUGAUUUCUUGCUUCAUAUCAGGCUACAUUUCAGGAUCUUUUCAGCAAUAUUUAAACCAAAAAAACUGGUUGCAAAACAUUAUAUUUUCAUCAGCUAAUUUUUAUGGUACUUCUAUUUUACUUGUCAGCUUGCUAAGCUUAAUUUCAUCAAAUUUACCGUCUAUAUCAAGACUGAUCCUUUUAUUAGUCCUUUUAAUGAUUAUUUCUAUGCCUAUAACGUUUUAUGGACAAAUUUAUGGAAAAAAUUAUACAAAUUGUUGCCCUCACUUGGCUAAUAACACAAACAUCAAAGCUGAGCUGCCAAAACCGAUUAAUUGAUAUGCAAUUAUGAGCACUUUUUUGAUUAUUUAUAUACAAGUAUAUAUUAUUAGUAACUCAAGCUGGACUUUUUAUAUAGGCAUUUAUCAUUCAAUCUGCUUUGUUAGCUUUACUUUAACGUUGCUUUUUGAAAUUUUAUCACAGUUUAUUGUAACUUAUUAUGUAAUAGCCAGCAAAAAUCCAUAUUCUAUGUGGACAAGCUUUCUGCAAGGAGCAGCCAAAGGGGUAUUUUUAUUUUUAUUUUUAGCUAUCUCUACUAUAAGCAGCACUUUAGGUUUUGAAGAAAUUAUUCUGAAUUUAGCUUAUUUGCUUAUAGUGUGCUGGGGAGUGUUUUUAACCUUAGGAAGCUUAGGCGUUUUAAGUUCAUUUUUCAUAUAUCAGCAUUUAAUGUCAAAAAUCAAACUUACAGUUUAA